Messenger RNA from Paramecium octaurelia, 284 nucleotides. Lineage: Eukaryota; Ciliophora; Oligohymenophorea; Peniculida; Parameciidae. The record is from the annotation of a GenBank genome assembly.
AUGUAAUUUCCUAAAACUCAUCUUAAUGAUUUUAUCUCAUCAGAUUAUGACAGAACAAGUGAAAUAGAUGAUUACACGCUCUUUAACAAUGUAUGCUACAAGUCAUCUCAGGCAUAAGUUCCUACUGAGAUAUAAAUUCAAAUAAGAAAUUCAGAUUAAUGUUAAUCCCAAGAAUAAUGCCUUUAAGCUACUAGAGAUAGUAUUAAUACAAAAUCUAUUCUUUAGUACUCGAUUAAUUGAACCACAUCAUCAAGNAUUUAUUUUUUAAAUAUUAGAAUAUUUGA